Macrosiphum euphorbiae (potato aphid) is the source of this 390-nucleotide messenger RNA. The record is from the annotation of a GenBank genome assembly. Lineage: Eukaryota; Metazoa; Arthropoda; Insecta; Hemiptera; Aphididae.
AUGAAUCAAUUUAAAAGAUUUGUAGUAUCCGGAACAAAUUUAGUUAUGAAUAAAAGGUGUACAAGUGUCCACUCGGCUGGUAUUGAACAAAUACAUGAAAUGCCUCUUAAUGAAAUCAUACGACCAAUUCCACCGCAAGUAGAUGAAAAAAAGGUUAAGAGUUUAAUGGAUACUUUGUCAGAUCCAGAUCUUACAGAUUCAGUACCACCAAUAGAUGUGUUAUGGAUAAUAGGAAGAGAGGGUGGUAAUUACUUUUAUUCAUUUGGCGGAUGUCAUCGGUAUGAAGCUCACAAGCGUUUAAAGAAGGACACAGUAAAAGUAAAAUUGGUAUCUUCAAAUAUUCAAGAUUUACACAACUACUUGGGAGCAUCCACACCUGAUCUUAAAUGA